Scleropages formosus (Asian bonytongue) is the source of this 3085-nucleotide messenger RNA. RefSeq names its product neuronal vesicle trafficking-associated protein 2-like. Gene Ontology annotation, biological process: endosomal transport; clathrin coat assembly. The coding region runs from base 151 to 756 and encodes 201 amino acids. Gene Ontology annotation, molecular function: clathrin light chain binding. Lineage: Eukaryota; Metazoa; Chordata; Actinopteri; Osteoglossiformes; Osteoglossidae. Gene Ontology annotation, cellular component: membrane; endosome. The transcript is spliced from 5 exons. The record is from RefSeq and is a predicted model, not a curated record.
GGAACGUCAGCCGACGGCUCGCGGAGUGAUGCAGUGAUCGCUCGCGCUGGCGCACAUGCACACUGGAAGGGACGUCACCACGGCAACGGCUCUCCGGCAGCUGCUACUCUGCGGUUUUCACCGGAGACUCCAGCGAGAGCGAGCGCAGUCAUGGUGAAGAUUGGAAGCCACGUGGGGUCCAAGCCAGAGAAGGGCCAGUCGGGGGAGGAAGGGCUAGAGUGCUCCCCGCUGCUCAUGCCUCUGGAUGUCAGUCAGCUCCAGCAGCCUGUCCCUGACAAGGUCGUUGUGAAAACCACUACGGAGUACCAGCUGCAGCAGAAGAAGAAGAAAAAGACGUGUGUUCCAGGCAUCAAGAAGCUCAACAUAAACCUGUAUGACGAGGUCUCCGAGAAGGUCAAGCUAAUGGGCCUGGUCCUUGUCACCAUGGCAUUCCUGGCUUGCCUGCUCCUGCUGGUCAUGUACAAAGCGCUCUGGUACGAACAGCUCGCCUGUCCCCAAGGAUUCGUUUUCAAGCACAAGCACUGCACUCCAGAGCCGUUGGAGGCCUACUACCCUCAGCCAGAGUCUGGCCCACGGGGCCGCCUCUAUGCAGCCAUCAGCCAUCUGAGCCAGGCUGAGAAGGCCGUCCCCAAGUUGCUGCCAUCAUCAUGGUUACCUGUCAUCAAUGCCCUGAAAGGGGCCAAGAAGAUUAAGGUGGAGUCUGGCCAUGCCCACCAGAAGGGCUCUAGUGACACAGCCCGACAUCAGCGUGACUAAGGCUACCAAAUUAUGUCAUCUCUCUGAGUGUGGCAUCUCACAGGUAAAGCAUAAAUGUGACAGGGCUUGUUGUACACUGUGUUUCACAGAGGAUGAAGGGGUCUUUAGAGGAAUGGUGUAUGUGUACGUGUCCUCAAGUUUGUAUACACUUUAACCCAGGAAUGAGUUCAACAGUCAGAAGCAUUUUAUUUGAUGUGCAUAUGGAAAUAUGCAAACUGCUCUUUAUCCUGUUUCAACUGGUUGUGUCUUUGCCCAACUUUUGACACGUGAAAUAUCUACAGAUGUGAUUAGCUAACCUUAUUUUAAAUGAAGACCUUUUCAAGAUGUAAAAAGUUUAAAAAAAAAUUUUCAAUUUUAAAGAGGGGUUUAUAACAACCAGAAAAGUACCUUACCUAACAUGAUAUGUGCACACAUGCACAUCUGUAGUUACAUUUUAAAUUAUAUAAAAGUUCUGCAUACUGAACUGUAUGGUACUACACUCAUAACGAUGUACUAAUGUGAUGUGCAGUUACAAAUAUUAUAAAGUGCUGCUAAUUUUACUGUUUUAAAUAAUACGUAAUGUCAGAACACACCUGCCACACUGCUUCCAGCGGCUUUCUGGUAGUGGUGGUAAUGGUACCUUUCCAUCCUGAGUCUUUGCAUAUCUCAGUGUCAGUGCAGAUUGGGGUCGAAGGCACAUGGUAGCUGUCACCCUGUCCUAACAUGGACUCAAAACUUUUUGUUUUUUGUUUUACUACCACCUGGGCCCCAGUUUGACACGUAUAAAGUAUAAAGAAAACUUUGCGAAAUCUUUGUCUUGCACACAAUGCUCGAUCUUCAUGUGAUUUUAGCAAAUACUCAUUCAACUAUAGUUUAAAAUAAUUAAUAUGUUUGUUAAAAUCCCCUCUAUAAAUAAGGGUCUUUUUCUCAAGUUAUGAGCACAGAUCUGAGCGCAAAGCAAGUAUCUUACAUAAGAAUUUCUGCUGGUCUGGAGUUCAUAGAAUCCAGGUCCAUUCAGUGCAGCUCCUGAAAAAUGUGCCGGCUUUUUACUCAUCAAGUUAUACUACUCCGUCUGUUCUUAUAAGUGUUUACACUGUAGAACACUGAUAAAUUUUCUAAAGAUUUCUUUUUGGUGAAAUUCAGCGAUGGUAAAAAGAAAUGUUUCACAACAUUAAUAAAUUUGGUAAUGUUAUAUUUUCUUAAAUUCCUAUUGUAGAUAAGAACCUGUUCUAACUGACUGCUGGACAUAUCUCAUUCUUUUAUUAUUUCUAUAAUAAAUCUUCACACACACGACAAUGAAAGACAAGCAGUGCUAGAUCAUGUACAUGUAACAAUGAAAUACAUUGAAAAUAUUAGAUAUUAUUAUUAAAGUGUUCAACUGAAUGUGACUGGGUUGGAAGUUAGAACACAGUAGUCGGGAAAAUAUUUAAAACUGUUGUAAUCCAUGGUGUUAUCAGUGUUAAGGAAAUAAUAUUGUCCAUAGUAAGGUGUGUUGCAGGAGUCUUGCAGUGUUUUGUGCUGAGUUAUGAAAGGGACGCGUGUUUCACUGACCCAGGUAGCUGCACUCUUAAGUAAAUAAGCUGCUUAAUUAAUUUCAUAGCUGCUUUUCAUGGACUCAUAAAUAUAGACGUGUUAAAUUCAGACCUAGCUACAUCUUAAGGAUAUGGUAAAGUACAAUGAAUUUGUUUGUUUUGUUGAGUGUGAGACAGAAAAGAAACAGAAGACGACAUAUUUUAUUAUAAACAUUUAUCAUGGCAAAACCAGUGCCACUUAAUACAAAGUUAGGAAGCUUGAAAUCACUUUAAAGCCAGUGGUGAUCAUUAGACCCACCAAUUGUAUAGGCAUGACAACUUAAAUCAAAAUUCUGAAGUGCUGUUUAAUGCAGUUUUAAACCUAUUUAAAAGGUCUUUUUUUCCUAAAUUUACAAAUUUAGCUACACUUUUCUCCGAAGGAUCUUAUGAUGAUUAACCUCUUUAUACCACUAAGUAGUGUUGUUGGGUGUUGGGUAAGUAUCUUGCUCAAGGGUAAUUCAGUGGCAGGUGGGAUUCAAACCGGGGUCUUUCAAGUAAAGGCAACAGCUUUAACCACUCCAUUACCUGACUGUAAUUGCAAAUCACAGUGAAUGUACAAGUUGAAUAAACAGUUUAGUAAAAGGUGACAUUUAAAUUUUUGAUUACUUGUAUUGUAACAUAUUGCAUGUCUGUAAUUGCCUGUAUUGAAUUUUUUUUAUUAUGAUUUUUUUAAAAUCCAAGAGUAGGUCUAGCCUUCUUUAAUAUGCAGUACUACAUGUUUGACAACCAGCUUGUAAAUGCCAUCCUAUACAUGUUCAGCAAAUUGCGGUAAAAUGUUU